AUGAGCGGUGUGGCGCUGUGUGUGGUGGUGGUUUCUGUCUUCCUGCUGGCCCUGUACCUCCUGAGGCGUUAUGCAGACGUGUGGAAGCAGCAGCGGAUGGUCCUGAUAGGCACGCUGCUGUCCUGGUACCUGUGCUUCCUCAUCGUCUUCAUCUUACCGCUGGAUGUCAGCACGACCAUCUAUAACCAGUGUGUCCAUAUUCAAUCAAAUCACACAUUCCCUGUGACUCAAGCAACAGAGUUAAGUCAGACCGAGGUCAGCACAGCUCAACACCUACCUUUGAAAAUACCAAAGGUGUGUGAAAAGCCCUGGAGUUUCAUCCCAGAUGGUGUCCUGCCAGUCUUUUGGAGGGUUGUAUACUGGACUUCCCAGUUUCUCACAUGGCUGUUGUUGCCCUUCAUGCAGUCUUAUGCACGGUCGGGAGCUUUCUCCAGGGUUGGAAAGAUUAAGACGGCUCUGAUUGAAAAUGCUAUUUAUUACGGCACCUACCUCCUUAUCUUCAUUUCGCUCUUGAUCUAUGUGGCUGCUCACCCAAAGUGGAAACUCACGUGGAAAGAUCUCCAGACCAUUGGUAUUGCAGCAGCCAACACGUGGGGUCUCUUCCUUUUGGUGCUGUUGCUAGGCUACGGCCUGGUGGAGAUCCCGCGUUCUUAUUGGCUCUCAUCUUCCCAUGGUUACUUGCUGGCCAAGACCUACUUCAAAACAGCAAAACUGGUUACCGAGAAAGCAGCAGCAGAGGAGAAUCUAGCAGAUGUUAUGGAGGAAGUUGCAGGUGUUGACAAGUCUGUCCACUACAACAACAGCCUCAGGAAAUGUGUGGACACCAUUCUGACAAAGUGUCCACCUGAGUACCAAGAAGAGAUGGGAAGAAAUGCAGAAAGCUCUAAUGAAGACCACAGUGUUACUCCCACCAAAAGAAGCUUAAUUAACCUCCAUAAAAAAGUAAUACGAGCAGUGCAGAGCCACCGUCAGACUCAGGUUCAGUGGUCUAUCUUGUUAGACCAGGCUUUUCAUCUUGAAGAUGUAGAUAGAAGCCAGAGUAACCCGCUCCGAGUCUUCACCCACAGCUUCCCCUCAGACCACGGCAGUUGGAUCUGGAGGCUCAUCUAUACCACAAAAGUCGAGUGGUACUGGGAGUGUGUGUUCAGACAGUGGUUCUGCAGGCUACUGGCACUGCUCCUGUGCCUCCUCUCUGCAGCUGUAGUUUGGUCCGAGUGCACCUUCUUCAGCACGCGACCCGUGCUCUCUCUGUUCGCCGUCUUCAUUCAGAAGGCUGAGAAUCACUACAACUACAUUUGUAUAGAGAUGGCGUGCUUCAUCAGUAUUCUCUUCAUGUGCAUGUGUGUGUACUCCACGGUAUUCAGGAUACGAGUUUUUAAUUAUUAUUACUUGGUGCCACAUCACCAGACGGAUGCCUACAGCCUGCAGUUCAGUGCCAUGCUGUUUUGUCGUCUGACUCCGCCUUUGUGCCUCAACUUUCUUGGCCUGAUUCAUAUGGACUCUGCCAUCUCGCACCAAGACAGAAUACAGACAUCAUACACUUCAAUUUUGGGUUCUAUGCGGCUUCUGCCUGUCAUUUCUGAUGGGUUCUACAUCUAUUACCCCAUGCUGGUGUUGCUGCUCUGCUUUGCCACAUUUUACAAUCUGGGCUCUCGCUGUCUGAACCUUUUGGGCUUCCAUCAGUAUAUUGCUGAUGAUGACUUGACCUCUGACCUUGUCGACGAAGGCAAAGAACUCAUCAGAAGAGAAAGAAGAAAAAAACAGAAAGCAGAAGAUGGAGAAAAUCGAAGAUGGGCCUGGAGAGAAAAAUAUGGAGUCCAGACAGCUUUGGGGCAGAGCAAAACUGGUUAUGCUGAGUUAAAGGAUAAUCAGAGCAGCCCUGAAACAGAGAUGAAGAGAAGUGGUAAGAAAAACCACGCAACUUUUCAAUAG
Messenger RNA from Menidia menidia (Atlantic silverside), 1932 nucleotides. Lineage: Eukaryota; Metazoa; Chordata; Actinopteri; Atheriniformes; Atherinopsidae. The record is from the annotation of a GenBank genome assembly.